Messenger RNA from Lobosporangium transversale, 2220 nucleotides. Its product is annotated as P-loop containing nucleoside triphosphate hydrolase protein. The record is from RefSeq and is a predicted model, not a curated record. The coding region runs from base 28 to 2115 and encodes 695 amino acids. The transcript is spliced from 6 exons. Lineage: Eukaryota; Fungi; Mortierellomycota; Mortierellomycetes; Mortierellales; Mortierellaceae.
UUUUUUUCAGUACGCAAUUAAACCAAGAUGACUCAAAAAAUUAAGCUCUUUUGUAUUCUCGACGGCGACUCUUCCGCAUUUGAAGUCCAAUUGGAUGCUGAUGACUCAAUUGCUGCUCUCAAAAAAGCAAUCAAGAAGGAAAAAGAACCUGAAUUCGACUACAUUCCUGCCGACAAAUUGAAUCUCUUCCACGUCUCUGUUCCUGAUGAGGGCGCUACAAUCAAUCUCGCCAAUAUUGAAUCAAAGGAGCUACUCACCAGAGCAACAAGCAAGAUCUCAAAGAUAUUUGGCACAUCGCCUCUGCCUGAGGAGACUAUCAACGUCAUUAUUCAGCGGCCAUUGGAAGAUCCGUCUACUUCCACUUCGAACUCGGAGAAAAAAAGGAGGGCCGAUGACUUAUUAUCGCCAGUUUUGAAAAAGAAGAGAUGGACUGUUAAUGGAGCGAUCCGAUUCAUUGAUAUAAAAUCAGUCUAUUAUGUUGACACUGCGAAGCAUGACGUGAACAGGAGAAUUUUGAAUGCUGUUACAAAUCACGAGUUAGCAAUGCUCAUUGGUGCACGUGCAUCUGGAAAGACAACAAGGUUGAAUGGACUUAUAACUCAACUAACUGAAAGUGGAUACCGUUGUUUUAUAGUUUCAUUUGAGGAAGUUAUCAAUGAUGAGUCUGAUUUCUGGAGAAUUUUUGGAAAAGCUCUUCGCCGCAACUAUAAAGUCGAUGACAUUACAACCCAAGCUGAUUUUCUCGAUGCUUUCGGUCGAACUAAAUUCAAGGACGAGAAGAUUGUCAUCUUGGUUGACGAGUUUGAUUUACUGUUUAACGCAAGCGACGAGAUCCGCAACCAAUGCUUACAGGCGUUUCGAGCAAUCCGACAGAACAACCAUUUAUACGCCAUUGACAGUAUUGUUGUAUGCGGGACUUUUAGCCUUCAAGACUUGAGCUCAACAAAUCAACGUGUAUCUCCUUUCAAUAUCAGUGAGAUUCACAGGAACCCGUAUUUCACUCUUGAUCAAACGCAGCAGCUCUUUAAUGACUAUGCGAAGGAUGAGAUGAUUAAAAUAGAUGAUGAGAUUAUUCGAGACUUACACUCGAAGUCAAAUGGUCAUCCAGGAAUGAUUUGUCUUUGUGGACGCUCCAUUCAUGAGGAUCUUCGCUCGAAAGUCAACGACUCGACGAAUUGUCUCGAUUACGAUACAUGGCAGGUCUUCUCCACACACAAUCAAAAUGAGAGGAUGUUUUCGUACCAUACUUUUAGAAGGAUGGUUGAUUCACUUUUGAGUGAAUCAGCUACAGAUGCUGUUAAUCUUCUCCGAACAGAUUUUAUUGGGUAUCUCGGCGAUAUAUCUAUCACAGACAUGGAACAACAGAGAUUGGCAGACUUCCUAACUGCAGAAGGGGUGCUGAUAAGACUUGAUGGCAGUAACUACCGUAUGGCCUCAGCAUUCAUUGACUCGUUUGUGAGGAGAUAUAUUAUUCCAUCAAAAUAUCCCAACGCUCCUUCGGAGUCACCUCCAAAGGAAGGUCAAGAAGAAUUAUUGAAUAUUCUGGAGACUAUGAAGAUUGCUCUUCGAUUUUUCGAUAAAAACUUGAUUAUGCAGGCGGGAAGUCGAUCAUACAAAAGAUCGGGGAAAACAGUUAAGGCUAUGGGUAGAUACAACGCCAGUGUCCCUCGAGAAAGCGUCUAUGGCACGGAAUUGAUGAGAGUUCUCACCAACUGGCUAAACAAAACAAAAAAAUAUGAGAUCAUUGGCCAGUGGCACCUCCGUGAGCUUGAGGACCACAAAUAUAGUGAUAUUGUCAUCAAGAAAGCAGGAGAGCCGACGGUUGUUAUCGAGCUUUUGGCUACAGGAAGUCAAUCUUCUAUUAAGGACCAUAUCAGCAAGACGUCAACUUACAAACGUUUACUCUCAGCAGAAGAAGCUUGGGUUGUUCAUUUUACCUGUGAGGACGACUAUUUUAAGCACCCAUACUGGCAAACCGACGCGGAACUGGACCAAGGGGUGAAUUUGGUGCAUUUCUGGCACGAUGGGGAUUUUAAUACAGUGCGGAUGAGUGCUCGCCGGAAGGACAGUAGUGGCAAUACUCAAAGAAUUGAAAAUGAGCUGUUGACUGUCUAACAGCAAUUCCAUUUUUUUUACCCAACAUUGUAAGGACGUCCCAUUUUGUUGACAUAGGCUUUAUAAUUUUGCAGAUCUGUUCACAUAGCUGUUACUUUGUAUAUU